AUGGGUCUUCGAUCGACGUGUGUUCUUCUGGCGGCCGCCUGUGCAGGUCAUCUUCCGAUAGCCCGGGCGGCCUUACAGAUUGUGCCAGGCGCAACAUUGACGGCAUCCAACGGAGCGCACAUGCAGGCGCACGGAGGCGGCGUUAUCGAGGUCAACGGCACCUACUACCUCAUCGGCGAGGACAAAACCGACGGCUCGGUAUUCCAGAACGUCAACUGCUAUUCGUCGCGUGACCUGGUGCAGUGGCACUACGAAGGCGCGCUGCUAUCGCGAACGGGAAGCGGCGACCUGGGCCCGAACCGGGUGAUCGAGCGGCCCAAGGUGAUCUACAACGACAAGACGCAAAAAUACGUGCUCUGGAUGCAUGUCGACAGCAGCAACUACGGCGAGGCAAAGACGGGCGUGGCCACAGGUGACACGGUGUGCGGGAAAUACACCUAUCAUAACAGUUUCCAGCCGCUCGGAUUUCAGAGCCGCGACAUGGGCCUGUUCAAAGACGACGAUGGCAAGGCGUACUUGCUGUCAGAAGACCGUGCCAAUGGCCUCCGAAUCAUGCGGCUCUCCGACGAUUACCUCUCUGUCGCCGCAUCCACAUAUCUUUGGAAGGACCAUAUUGAGGCGCCGGCACUCAUCAAGAUCAAGGGCCGCUACUACAUGUUCGGCAGCCACCUGUCAGGCUGGGACCCCAACGACAACGUGGUCAGCACGUCGACCUCGCUGACAUCCGGCUGGUCUUCCUGGGCCACGUUCGCCGACAAAAAUUCCAAGACGUACUCGUCACAGACGCACUAUGUACUUCCGUACGGCUCCAGUGGUAACGUCAUGUACAUGGGCGACCGCUGGGUGUCGAAGAAUUUGCGGGCCAGCACAUACGUCUGGUUGCCCUUGACCAUCUCGGGCACGACCGUGACCAUGAAAAACCACGCCGCAUGGCUGCCCAAUGUCGAGUCGAACCAACCGUGGGCCAGUCACCCGGACGAAAAGUCGUACGCCGGCAACCAGGGUGCGUACGGAGGUGGAGCCAAGGCCGUGGACUGCAAGCCCUGCUCGGGCGGUAAAGCAGCGGGCUACGUAGGCGGACCAAGCCACGGAACGAUCACGCUGUCGGGGCUGUCGGCGCCAAGUAGUGGAACGACCACGCUCAUUGUCCGGUAUGGCGUAUCCGAGGCUGGGGGCCGGCAGGCCGACGUACGAAUCAACGGCGGGUCGACGGUCCGGAUGGACUUUUUACCCGGAGCUCAGAGUGACAACAUCGGCGAGAGCGUGUUGACGACGGCGCUCAAGUCCGGCAGUAACACGGUCGAAUUUGCGGGCGUCGGCGAUGCGUGGGGCCCUGACAUUGACAUUGUCGAGGUUCCCUCAGCAUAA
Molecule: messenger RNA, 1368 nt
Organism: Sporothrix brasiliensis 5110
Lineage: Eukaryota; Fungi; Ascomycota; Sordariomycetes; Ophiostomatales; Ophiostomataceae
Product: glycosyl hydrolase family 43 protein
Exons: 4
Coding region: 1-1368 (455 amino acids)
Biological process (GO): carbohydrate metabolic process
Molecular function (GO): hydrolase activity, hydrolyzing O-glycosyl compounds; carbohydrate binding
Source: RefSeq, a predicted model, not a curated record